Molecule: messenger RNA, 1773 nt
Organism: Amborella trichopoda
Lineage: Eukaryota; Viridiplantae; Streptophyta; Magnoliopsida; Amborellales; Amborellaceae
Source: RefSeq, a predicted model, not a curated record
UCAACCACCAAGACCUUUUCCUGUUUCUCUGGGGCCUUUAUCUGGGCCUCUCUCUCCGUCUUCUGAGCUCCUUUAAUGGCGGAUCUUUACCCUUAUGCGCAGGAAAUCGUGUUUAUGUGUGCUUGCAGUUUCAGUGGCAUUCAUAAGUAGUUCAGAUUGAAAGUUCGAAAGAUUCGAUGUAUCGAAUGUUGCUGAAUAUUUGCUUUGGUGUCACCUGAAGAAGUUCUUUUCUGAAUGAAGCUUUCAGGAUGUUCAUUUACUUGUAUCUUGAGGGAGUAACAUUUGUUCAAGUUGAAUGAUUUGAUCUUGCAGACUCUUAGCAUUGGUACAACCUGAAGAAAAAAUUCAUCUUGCAAGAUUGUCAUUCAUUUGAGGAUUGAGGCAGAAAUUUCGUUCGAAUUGGGCAAAAUAGUUAGUGGUUGUAAUCUCACAUUCCCAAGGAUUAACUUUAAGAUUUGAAGUUUGGUUGAGUAAAUGGUUAAGUUUUGAACUCGGUCUAUCACCUUCUUGUUUGAAUAGACAUAUUUUUGGGGUUAGAUGCACUGAGCAUUUGGUGUUUCUUGUAGUUCUCAGAAUUUCGAUUAGUUAUUUUGCCGAUGUUCGGGGCUGAAAUUCAGUUGUUGAAAUUUUGAGUGAGUGGUAUACAUAAAAGACACAUUUGGGGGGGUGGUUUCUGUUUUGGAUUUUAAAAUUGAAGGGGCAGCAAGGUUUUGGGUAUUGUUUAGAAUGGCUCCCAUUUCUUUCGCUCGGCGAGCUGUUCAGAGGUUUGUAUCAUUGACUCGACAGUGUGCAAGUGUAGGAAAUGAUUCUAAAGUGUUACUCAGGGAUAUUGAGAGUCAGAGGAGAUUGGGUGGAGUUCGAGUGUUGGUCAGCUUUGCUGACAAGUUGAUAAACACUAAUAAAGAGAGCAAGUUGGCGAACACCAAUAAAGAGACCGUUUAUAGUUUUAGAGAAGAUACUAGAACGUUAUAUCACACUGCUCAACAAAGAAGGUCCUUUCUUGGUUGUGGGGAUGGUGAAGAGGGUAAUGUUCUUUCGAAGAACUACGAGGAGAGGCGAGUGCUUGGGUAUUCCCCAGAACAGCUAUACUCGGUUGUUGCAGCUGUUGACAUGUAUGAAGAUUUUGUCCCAUGGUGUCAGCGUUCAAGGAUUAUUCGUCAAAAUAGUGAUGGGUCAUUUGAUGCAGAGUUGCAGGUUGGUUUUAAGUUCCUCGUUGAGAACUACAUCUCUCAUGUAGAGCUAAAGAAGCCUCAUUUAAUAAAGACAACUGCAUCACAAAGUGGUAUUUUUGAUCAUUUGAUAAAUAUAUGGGAGUUCAAUCCCGGACCUGUCCCUGGAAGUUGUGACAUUUAUUUCUUGGUUGAUUUCAAGUUCAGUUCGCCACUUUAUCGACAGGUGGCAUCCAUGUUCUUUAGUGAGGUGGUUUCUCGACUCGUCUCUUCAUUCACUGAGCGAUGCCGGAGUAUUUAUGGACCUGCAGUUCGGGUCCUCGAAAACCCAUAUGGAAACCGGGCUUAACUCAGACGCACACACUCAGGAAAACACACACUCUCUCAAUAUUUUUGUUACCAGAGUCCUAACAGGAAAUUAUUUGUGGAGACCAGAGGGCUUAAGUCUCUCUCUCCUUUCUCUCUCUCUCGCACACCCGCACAAAAUAUUUGUAAGCAGAGUAAUGAUUCGUCACAGCAUUUGUUUUGUUAUUGGGCAUUUUUUGGAUUCUUGUUGUAGGUGCCUUCAAAGUUACUGUGUUAAAUGAGGCCAUUCUUUCAUAGA